GUUUCACUUUUCUCAGUACAGCCGCUCUCUGCUGGUUUGAACCCCGAGCUGAGAUAUAUUUUAUGUCUGGGCAGUGGGUGAAUCCCGUUGUCCAGUGUGCGGUUGAGGUUUCAUGGAGCCCUCCCGGGACACGGUGAGGUGAUUGGUGGGGGUGAUUGAAUUUGAGGGAAGUGGGGUUGAGUCAAUUGGAGUGUGAAAGCUCCCAUCAAACACAGGCCCAGAAUUAGUUUCAUUCCGGAUUGAGAGCGCAGGGCGACACCUCUGGACCGCUCUCUAAACAGUCGCGACACACUCCCGGAAAUCGAACUCCCCAGAAAGGUGACCUGUAAAAGAAAGAUGGGUUACACCUGAACUGGAGCAGAACCAAUAUCCUGGCAGGAAGCUUUGCCAGUGCCACUUGGGCUGGGUACAGGUGCUACAGGCGUGACAGAGGUGCAGGGAGUGAUGGCUGGCUUUCUAUCCGACCUGUGCUACAGCGCCCAAGAUGCGAAGGAUCUGGCGGCUGCUUAUCGCCGUGAUGGUGAGAGGGGUCUUCAAUCGGUCAUGCAGAGCAAAUCUAAGCAGUUCGCCAACGUACAGCUUCGGAUUGCGGUGAUGGGUGAAUCCGGGUCGGGCAAAUCGACCCUGAUCAACGCUCUGCGCGGGGUGAAAGAUCAUGAGGAAGGGGCUGCCCCAACCGGCUGUACGGAGACCACCACAGUAAUAACAGCUUACCCCCACCCCACCCUCCCUAACGUUCACUACUAUGACUUCCCCGGACUGAACGCACCCAAAUUCCCAGUGAAGACGUUUAUGAAAAAUACUCCGUUUUCCCAGUAUGAUUUGGGCAUCAUUGUGACCGGCUGUCGGUUCACGGAGAACGACCAGUUACUGGCCAAGGCGCUGGAGAAGGCGGGUAAACCCUUCUACCUGGUGCGCUCCAAGAUCGACGACAUUGUCAGGGCGGAGAAGCGCAGGAAGGGUUACAACCAGGAGCAGAUGUUGCAGGGUGUGAGGGAACAGUGCAUCUCCUCACUGAAGGCGGCAGCUAUAAAGGAACCUCGCGUUUUCCUCUAUUCCGCCUUUGAGUUGGAUCAGUACGACUUCCCCAAGUUAAAGGAGACCGUGGUGUCCAAUCUCUCGGAGACACAGAAGAAUCUAUUCCUGGUGUCUCUCCCCAACACAUCCGAAGCUGCGAUAGACAGUAAACGCGAUGCUCUGCGGAGUUACAUCCGGAAUAUAGCCAUCGUCUCGGGGGGUAUCGGUGCAAUUCCCGUGCCGGGUUUGUCCUUUGCCUGUGACCUGGCCCUCAUGGCAGCGGGUAUCCUGACCAUACGGAAGGAGCUGGGUCUGGACGACAGGUCUAUGGGCAAACUGGCCCAGAGAGUGGGGACAAGUGUGUGGGAGCUGCGGAGAGGUACCGAGCACGUGUGGGUGUUCAGGGAGAUCACCCGGGAGCAGGUGAUGCUGUUGCUGCAGAAAAGCACCGUGGCGGCGGCGCUGACAGCUGUGGAGCUCGUCCUCGACUUUGUCCCCAUUCUGGGCUCUCUCUUUGGGGCGACAUCGUCCUUUGGGGUGACUCUCGUGAUGCUGAACAAUUCACUGAAUGAAAUGGUGGAAACAGCUAAAAUCGUCCUGAGAAAUGCCAAGGCAGCAGCUUCUGGUAAAGGCGCAGGUUACUGAGGGCUGUAGACAGGGCG
Molecule: messenger RNA, 1679 nt
Organism: Pristis pectinata (smalltooth sawfish)
Lineage: Eukaryota; Metazoa; Chordata; Chondrichthyes; Rhinopristiformes; Pristidae
Product: interferon-inducible GTPase 5-like
Exons: 3
Coding region: 445-1662 (405 amino acids)
Cellular component (GO): membrane
Molecular function (GO): GTP binding
Source: RefSeq, a predicted model, not a curated record